Molecule: messenger RNA, 1032 nt
Organism: Talaromyces proteolyticus
Lineage: Eukaryota; Fungi; Ascomycota; Eurotiomycetes; Eurotiales; Trichocomaceae
Product: acyl carrier protein-like protein
Exons: 7
Coding region: 267-680 (137 amino acids)
Biological process (GO): fatty acid biosynthetic process
Cellular component (GO): mitochondrion
Molecular function (GO): acyl carrier activity; acyl binding
Source: RefSeq, a predicted model, not a curated record
GGUAGAGUGAGGCGAGGAUGUGCAAGAAUCAAUUCGGCUUAGCGCAGGUCAUUCCGUUCGGGUGGCCGCUGAUUGGCUGCCGGGCGACUCUACUCUAACGGUAACUAGUAACGAGAGGAAAAGGCCGGAUCAUCAAACAUCACUCACGUCCUCUCAAAAUCAGUCACAGAGCCUUACCGUCGCCCACGCUGCCAUUGUCGCGCUCGCCCAUCUGCUCCGCUCUGAUCAUUUCCAUUGAGCAUUUCUGAUCUCUCCUCGAUUUCACAAUGUUCCGCUCCGCUGUUGUGCGCUCCCUGAGAGCUUCUGUCCCCCGGGCUGUUCGGGCUUCUGCAGCUCGCCAGUUCAAACCCGUCCCUGUCGCUCGCCCAUCUCAAAUCGUCCCUGUCUUCCAAUCUCAAUCAGUUCGCUUCUACUCGGCCCCCGCUGGCCUCACCAAGGACGAGGUUGAGGGCCGCAUAGUCAACUUGUUGAAGAAUUUCGACAAGGUCACCGAUGCUACCAAGAUCAACGGAGCUUCUCACUUCACAAAUGACUUGGGCUUGGAUAGCCUCGACGUUGUUGAGGUUGUGAUGGCUGUGGAAGAGGAAUUCAGCAUUGAGAUUCCGGACAAGGAGGCCGAUGCUAUCCACAGCGUCGAGCAAGCCGUCACCUACAUCCUUUCCCAGCCUGAUGCCCAUUAAAUCCAUUAAAUAUAGAGUGACAAAUCUUCAAUGCGUGGAAUCGAGUGACCCAAAUAGUUAGAGAUUGAUCGCUACUCCACCGGUGUCUCAUUAUUGUGACCUUAAUCUAUGCUGUGGUUGUUUUUGACUGGCCAUUUGCUGCAUCAGAGAGCAGCAGAUCCUGCUUCCGUAUCUUGCUCGCUUGGUAAUUAAUUUUUGCAAUCUGCCUGACGCCACGUGCAGCAUGCAGACAGAAAGUAAAAUGUGUAGAAGAAUACAGUAAAUAUGUGCCAUAUGCCCACGCGACGGUGUUCACUGGCCACUGCAUAGAAGCCGCACUGGUUGUUGUUUUAUUUAUUAUUUUUUAUCAUCC